AUGCCUCGCCAAUUCUUCAUCGGUGGUAACUUCAAGAUGAACGGUACUGCGGAAAGCAUUACCGGCAUCAUCAAGAACCUCAACGACUCCAAGCUCGACGAGUCGUCCGAGGUCGUCAUCUCCCCUCCCGCCCUCUACCUGCUUCUCGCUCGCCAGGUCGCCAACGAGAAGAUCGGUGUGGCUUCCCAGAACGUCUUCGACAAGCCCAACGGUGCUUUCACUGGUGAAAUCUCCGUGGACCAACUCAAGGAUGCUAAGAUCAACUGGACCAUCAUUGGACACAGCGAGCGUCGUGUUAUCCUGAAGGAGUCCGACGAGUUCAUUGCCCGUAAGGUCAAGGCUGCUGUUGCCGGUGGCGUCAGCGUUAUUUUCUGCAUCGGUGAGACUCUUGAGGAGCGUGAUGCCGGUAAGACCAUCGAGGUCGUCACCAAGCAGCUCAACGCUGCCGCUAAGGAGCUCUCCAAGGAGCAGUGGGAGAAGGUUGUCAUCGCCUACGAGCCCGUCUGGGCCAUCGGUACCGGCAAGGUCGCUACCACCCAGCAGGCCCAGGAGGUCCACGCCGCUAUCCGUAAGUGGCUGAACGAGACCAUCUCCGCCGAGGCUGCCGACAACACCCGCGUCAUCUACGGUGGCUCCGUCAGCGAGAAGAACUGCAAGGAGCUCGCCCAGGAGCCCGAUGUUGAUGGUUUCCUGGUUGGCGGUGCCAGCUUGAAGCCUGCCUUCGUCGACAUCAUCAACGCCCGUCUGUAA
Messenger RNA from Aspergillus affinis, 750 nucleotides. RefSeq names its product triose-phosphate isomerase TPI1. The record is from RefSeq and is a predicted model, not a curated record. Gene Ontology annotation, molecular function: triose-phosphate isomerase activity. Gene Ontology annotation, cellular component: cytosol. Gene Ontology annotation, biological process: glycerol catabolic process; gluconeogenesis; glycolytic process. Lineage: Eukaryota; Fungi; Ascomycota; Eurotiomycetes; Eurotiales; Aspergillaceae. Bases 1 to 750 code for a protein of 249 amino acids. The transcript has 6 exons.